AUGGACGCCGCCACAACUAAACCUCGGCUUGUGCCGUCGACACGAUUCGCGUUAUCAUUGGCUAUGUUCUUCGGAUGUCUUGUCACAUACAUGAUGCGUACAAAUAUGUCAUUCGCAGUUGUUUGCAUGGUUUCGGAGAACAAAACAGAUACUGGGGUGGAGAAGGUGUCGAGAUGCGGAAAAGAGAUGACACCGGUGGACUCAAAUAGUUCGGUGAUUGGAGAAUUCGAUUGGGAUAAAAAAACAACGGGAAUGGUUCUCUCCUCAUUCUUCUAUGGAUACAUUGGAAGUCAGAUCAUCGGAGGACAUUUGGCCUCUCGGUAUGGAGGAAAACGAGUCGUGUUCAUCACAAUUCUUGGAUCUUCUCUUCUCACUCUUGCCAACCCAGUCGCCGCUAGAACAUCAGAAUAUGCACUUGCAAUGCUGAGAGCUGCCAUUGGAUUCCUUCAAGGAGCAACUUUCCCAGCAAUGCACACAAUGUGGUCUGUUUGGGGACCCCCAUUGGAACUCUCCGUGCUCACUGGAGUUACCUACGCUGGAGCUCAGAUUGGAAAUGUGAUCGUGCUUCCAUUAUCCGGUUUCCUCUGCCAGUAUGGAUUCGAUGGUGGGUGGCCAUCUAUCUUCUACAUCCUCGGAGUGUUCGGAGUCAUUUGGUGUGCCGUUUGGUGGUAUAUUAGUUCCGACAAGCCAGCCACGCAUCCACGUAUUUCCAAAGAAGAGAAACAAUACAUUAUCACAUCGGUUGAAGCAUCAAUGGGAAAAGACACAGGAAAAGUACCAUCAACUCCAUGGAUCAAGAUUCUGACAUCUCCAGCUGUCUGGGCUUGCUGGGCUGGUCAUUUCGCAGGAGAUUGGGGAGCAUACACAAUGCUCGUUUCGCUUCCAUCAUUCUUGAAAGAUGUCCUCGGUUUGAAUCUUUCAUCGCUCGGAGCCGUCGCCUCAAUUCCAUAUAUGGCCUACUUCUGUGCCAUCAAUGCUGGUGGAAUUCUCGCUGACACAAUUCGAUCCAAAGGAAUUCUCUCAACGUUGAAUACCAGAAGAGCUGCUAUGCUUGUUGCUCUCGUUGGACAAGGACUUUUCCUCGUUCUGUCUGGAUAUUGCGGAUGUGGACAAGAUAUUCUUGUUAUUAUCUUCAUCACAUGCGGAAUGGCUGUUUCUGGUUUUCAAUAUGCUGGAUUCGUCGUCAACUAUUUGGAAAUUGCUCCACCAUUCUCCGGAACAGUUAUGGGAACUGGAAACACUAUUUCGGCACUUGCUGGAAUCAUUUCACCUGCUGUUACGAGUUAUUUGACGCCAAAUGGUACACAAGAAGAGUGGCAAGUCGUUAUGUGGCUGACUGCCGGAAUUCUGACAGCUGGAGCACUUAUCUUCUCUAUCUUUGCUUCUGGAGAAGUCCAACCAUGGGCUAAGUUGUCACCUGAAGAAGGUCACGAAAUGGCUCCAUUGAGAGAAGGAGAGAAGAUUGAGCUUGCUACUGCAUAG
This is a messenger RNA of Caenorhabditis remanei, 1482 nucleotides long. RefSeq lists its product as uncharacterized. The record is from RefSeq and is a predicted model, not a curated record. The transcript is spliced from 6 exons. Lineage: Eukaryota; Metazoa; Nematoda; Chromadorea; Rhabditida; Rhabditidae. The coding region runs from base 1 to 1482 and encodes 493 amino acids. Gene Ontology annotation, biological process: transmembrane transport; monoatomic anion transport. Gene Ontology annotation, molecular function: transmembrane transporter activity.